UUACUUUAGUUCCCGAGCCCCGUCUUCGUCUCCAGCGCGCCCAGAAGCGAGCGUAUUCCUUCGGUUGCGGAGCCCCUUCUCCCCUCGGAGCCGGAGGACGGAAAGCGAAUAGCUAUGCAAACGACCGUGAGACGACUGAGGCUCUCAGAGUUGGAAGUGAAACUGUGUCCUGUGUUCAGCGCGUGUGGCCAAACGGAAUCGCCAAAGCUGAUGAGGAUCUGCUGAUUUGUGCAGCUGAGUUCCAGUUUUCACUUUUGACUAGUGCGGGUGUAUGUGUGUGUUUCUGUGUCCCAGCGGGAAGCAUGUCGGACAGGGCCGAUGAGGAGGUGAGGGGGGAGCGGAGCAGAGCGGCCAGACAGCAGCUCCAGCAGCAGCAGCUCCAGCGGGGAGAAGCAGCCACAGCAAUGGCGCCCGCCUCCCUCCCCAGCCCGCAGAUCAUGCCGGGCCAGUCGUGGAGCAGCUGGGCGGACGCCGUCAAACUCCACGGGGGCGACGGUGCAGAUUCAGAGGAAAGUUUCAAAGAGUGCGCGAAGAAUCGAGAAGCCAUGCGUUUGUGCAGAGAAGAUAUGCCCAUUUUUGGCCAGUGUCCUGCACAGGACGACUUUUACCUGGUCAUGUGCAGCCACUGCAGUCAGGUAGUCAAACCCCAGGCCUUCCAAGCACACUAUGAGAGAAGACACAGUUCCAUUUGCAAGCCCCCGUCCGCCUACCCUUCCUCCGCUGCGUAUCCAGUCUCGGGCCUCUCCUCCCGGAAUCGGUCUGGAGGUGUGAGUGGGAGCGGGACGGCGGGAUCCGUGGCGGCCUCCUCCAGUGGCAGCAACAGUACCCCCUCAGCCAAAGAGAAGAUGCCUCACCGGAAGCCCCACUUCCCCUUGAAGGGGCCGCCUGACGACAACCUGACCUCAGCUGUCAAAGUGGAGAAGGUCCAUGUAAAGGCGGACUACUCUUCCUCCUCCAAGCUUGCCCAUGUGCCCACCUCCUCCUCUUCCUCCAUUUCUGCCAGUACUGUGAGCUCAUCACCCUCAAAGCCAGGCCUUAAUAGCCCCUCUGUACCAAAGGCUCAGCUGCUGGCCCCGGGCCACAUCCCCAACGGAAAGGGCCACCUCACCUCCCUUGACAAGAAGCAGGACAGCAGCACCAAUGCCAGUAGCAGAAGACUGUACAGGAAACAGCCAGAACGCGAGUUCAAUCCUGAUAUCCAUUGUGGAGUUGUGGAUAUAGGAGCACGUAAGCCAUGCACAAGAUCCUUAACAUGCAAGACACAUUCCUUAAGCCAGAGGAGGGCGGUCACUGGGCGGCGAAAGCGCUUUGAUACGUUGCUAGCAGAGCACAAAAAUCGAGCACGAGAGAAGGAGCUGCAGCACAGGUCCGAGCCCUCCCAGCAAACCCCCCCUCUCAGGGACCCCCACCCACCCUUCUCCCGCCUCCCGCAAGACCCCCACCACCCGCCUCCCCAUGGCAAUGGCACCGCCGCUGAUGCCUCCAAGCCUUUUACCCUCAGCAAACCCAAACCUCACAAUCCUGGUCUUCCACGGCUUGACAGCAGUAGCUCUCAUAGUGGGGUGAGCGGUUUAGGGAACCCUGCCCUGGUCCAUGACUCAACCCAGCACCCCCACUCAGCUCCCACACCUGACGGGGUGUCCCGCCUGUCCAGCGAUGAGGGCGAGAAUGAGGAGAGAGAAGAGGGAGUGGACAAACUGGACUGCCACUAUUCAGGUUAUCACCCGCGACCAGCUGCUUUCUGCAGUUUUGGAAGCCGACUGUUCGGGAGGAGCUGUUACUCGUUUGACCGGCGCUGGGAUCGAGUCCGGUGUGCAUUGGCUGUGAUGAUGGACAAACAUGUCAACUCUCUGAUGUGGAAGAAAAUCCCCCUGGCGCCAGAAAAUUCAUCCUCAUCGGCUGUUGCGUCAUCUCAUCGGUCAAGCGCAAACUCUCUUUCCUCUUCUUCGGGCUUCCUCAGCCCCUCCCCUCCGCCUCCCUAUGGCCAUUUGUACGACAGCAAGCCUGUGCUGUCGUACGGGACCACCCUGAAUGCUCGGGCCACGCCUCAGAGGGCAGGAGAGCAGCUGGCCUACAGUGGUGGCAGCAGCAGUGGCUCGUCCAGACAAGUGUCCUCGUCAUCACCCCAGAUGCCUUCAGCUCACUCCUCCUCGUUGCCCUCUACGCCUGGCUCCAGCAGACCCCUCAAAUCCCGCUCCGGAGCCAAAUCUUUCCGGGUCAGGGACUCUUCCUCCUCAGCUACACUAGCUAGCUCUGUCGCCAACAGCGGGGGCAGCAGCAGCAUGAGCACGAGCAGCAACGUGGGGGCAAAAAAGCGCAAAAACAGCUCUCUACUGACGCCCCACGGCACCUACGCUGCGGAAUCUUCCUCUUCGUCCUCCUCUUCCUCCUUCAAGAAGAAUUGCGCGGUGAAUUCGGGCACCUCAGGUAGCAGCUUCCACUCCUCACUUACCUCCACUCCCUCCUCUACAGCUUCCUCGUCCUCCUCUUCCUCUCACAGUGCGGGUGCGAAUUGCCCGCCAAGCCGCGCCAACUCACUCAGCCUUCGACAGGAAGCGGCCAGCCGCGGUCCGCCACCGGCCAGCCCGGCCGAGCCCAUCAAGCGGAUGAGUGUAGUGAUGAACAGCAGCGACUCCACGCUCUCGCUCGGCCCGUUCGUCCACCAGAGUAGUGAGCACCACAGCCACGCAGACGCCCGGAUCGACAGCAAGAGGAGGAAGAGUUCGCCUGCCAGCAGUGGCCUCGCUAGCACUGGUACCUCCACAGCAUCUGCGGGAGGAGGAGGGUCACAAGGUCCCGGCAGGCCCAAAAUGCCCAAAUCUCCAGCCGUCAACAACAUCCACAGCAAACAUGCACGGCCCAUGCCAGGAACACCAGGGCUUCCCAAUAACUCGCUCAUACAUCAGCCAAAGGCCCGCCCCUGACACAGGUGGGCAGGCUCUGGGGGUGCGGAGCGGUGGACUGAAACCCGAUCUUCGCAAGCUCCCUUAGCGCCCGUCACGCCACACUGCACGAGGCCUUCUUCUUCUUCUCUUACUCUCAGCUUCCCGCAAUCCUCAGGGUGGAGAGCGCACUGGGCGGCUCAAUGACGGCGAUCCAUUCCUCCCAGCCACACGGGGGCACCGCGCGGGGGGGACAGUGUUUGACGUAGUGGGGCGUAGUGGUAAAUGUGGUGGGUGUGUGCAAUGCACUUGGUGGCAGCCCCCUUGGAAGGUGGAGGAGGGGUGGAAAAGCGAGGGAUGCAGAGGUACAGAUAAGGGCUGGUACUGGGCCACACCAACACUACUAUGAAUCGUCGGAGGGACUUUUAAUGGGUUAUAUGAGCAAAAGGAGCAUUUCUGCUGAUCUCUUCCGUGUGCGUGCGUCUGUUUGAAUGUGUGUUCAUGUACGCGUCUGGGUGGAUGAUACUGGAAUACUGGAAUUUUUUUUUUCUUGCGCGAUCUAAACAGUAAGUGCUUGGAGAAAGGAAGUGCACAGGAAAAAAAGGAGGAAAUAUCAGGAGUCUCAGUGUGAAAAACGCGAUCACAUUUAGUUGAAUAUAUUUACUCUUUUAGCACCCUGACAGAUGGAGUUUAAACAAUAAUACAGAGUUUUACUCACCACAGAGCAAAUAAGGAAGAAUAGAUACAGACCAGUAUCCAAAUGAACAACUCGUAUAAAUGAUAUAAGUCUUAAUGCUUCUUAAUGGAAAGCAUUUUGUUUACGUACUUCAAGUAUCAGCAGCUUUGGAGCAAAUGGAACAAAAUGUCAUUUUGCAGAGUUUCAUCCAGUUUUCAUCCCAUUUGAAACGCAAAGACCAGCAGUACGGACGAUUGUUUAGAAAUUUGAAUUAAAUUCAAAUGAUUAUGCCAUCAUUAUGACCUAAAGAAUGGCUUGAACAGGGCUUCUUUUAAAUGAGCCUUCCUAAUUGUUGGUGUUAACCACAGUUGACUUGCCCCAGUCGACUUCUGUACUGUUUAUUUACCCAGCCGGACCCCUGUAUUCUGGAAAGCUGGUGGUCCUAGCAGCCUUUCCCCGCCCUAAUCAUUUCUAGGCAGUUCCAGCAAAAAUUGUAUUACUCCUGAUGACUUCUUGUCCUGAAACAUGACUUGAUAAAACCUUUAAACACAUUGUAACUUCAGUGUUACAAGUAAGGACUGUUGGAAGUAUUUGCCUUGGAAACACUGUCUGUUAUAGUCAGUCUUAUCGAUGUACACCGACCCUCAGACAGUUGCAGAGAAUGUUGUUCGCCUUCAGUUAUUCCUGUCCAAAUCAGAUACCCCUUCAUCACUACAGCUACAUGUGGAUAUCAUUCUGUAUGAAUCAAGUUUGCCUACAUACACUAACAAGAUAGCUGUAGGGUUUUCUUGGCAAUAGAUGACAAAGGCCCGAUCACAGCAGCUUGCAGGCCAGUUGGUACUACAACAGAGGCUUUUGAAUAAGACCUACACUAAAAUGUAUAACAUGUUUACCGUGCCCUGUAAUCUACUCAAAGGUGGCCCUAAGGCAGCUGGUUCAGCAGCUAUUUUAGGCUGUGAAGGAAUAGUUGAGAGAAAUUGAGUUUGCACAGUUUUUCCCUUCCUUCACGUGUAGUUAAUCAGCUAAGACAUGCUUGUUUGCUUCUUUUUUGCACUGGAGCUACAAGGCUAAUGUUGCUACCAAGUGAUGGAAGCUUGUAAGCACCAAUUAUCCAAAGACGGAGCUAGAAAAUGGAUGAUGAUAUACAAACGAUAUACAUUUAUCUAUAAAAAUGGACAAAAGCUAUGAGGCUAAUGUGACUCACAAGUAAUGGAAGCUUGUACGCACCAAUUAUCCAAAGAUGGACAAAUGGACUUGCUAAUGUGGUAUCUGACACUGUAUGACAUACGUUUAUCUAUAAAAACGAACAAAAGCUAUGAGGCUAAUGUGGCUAACAAGUAAUGGAAGCUUAUAAGCAUCAGUUAUACAAAAGUUAAGUUGUAAAAUGGACUUGUUUAUGUUGUAUGUGACACUGUAUGAUAUACUUUUAUCUAUAAAAAUGGACAAAAGCUAUAAGGCUAAUAAGUAACGGAGGCUUGUAUGCACCAAUUAUCCAAAGAUGGAGCUAGAAAAUGGACUUGCUUAUGUGUUGUCUGACACUUUAUCUAUAAAAAUGAACAAAAGUUAUGAGGCUACCGUGGAAAACAAGUAAUGGAAGCUUAUACGCAUGAGUUAUCCAAAGGUGAAGUUGUAAGAUAAACUUGCUUAUGUGGAAUCUGGCAAUGUAUGAUAUACUUUUAUCUAUAAAAAUGGACAAAAGCUAUGAGGCUAAUAUAGGUAGCAAGUAAUGGAAGCUUACACCGAUCAGGCAUAACAUUAUGACCUGGUCUGAGUGGAUC
Messenger RNA from Colossoma macropomum (tambaqui), 5336 nucleotides. Its product is annotated as ataxin-7. The record is from RefSeq and is a predicted model, not a curated record. The transcript is spliced from 15 exons. Lineage: Eukaryota; Metazoa; Chordata; Actinopteri; Characiformes; Serrasalmidae. Bases 303 to 2924 code for a protein of 873 amino acids.